Molecule: messenger RNA, 2490 nt
Organism: Toxorhynchites rutilus septentrionalis
Lineage: Eukaryota; Metazoa; Arthropoda; Insecta; Diptera; Culicidae
Product: myotubularin-related protein 9
Exons: 4
Coding region: 280-1986 (568 amino acids)
Biological process (GO): negative regulation of autophagy
Source: RefSeq, a predicted model, not a curated record
UCGCUAUGCAAUCGGGUGGAUCCGUGGCUUCAAAACUUGCUCAAACGUAUCAAUAAUUUCGAACUAUAAUCGAAUUAGGAUAAAAGUAAUUGUGGAAUAUUGUUCGCUUCGUUCUUCAUCUAUUUAUACACUCGUUAAAACGAACAUUCGCUGUAAAAUGUGUAAGUUGCGCUGAGUCAGGAAGAAUUGAAACUCUGCGUGUUGGUGUUGAGUGAAUGUCAAGUGAUCGCGACCGUGAGUGAGAAAGCAACAGGAGGUUUAAACUGCAGCGACAGCAAAAUGGAGUUUGCCGAAUUGAUUAGAACUCCGAAGCUAGACGGAGUGCAAUUGUACGAGCAGCUCACUCGAGAACCGAUCGAUGGAACGCUUUGUAUAACGAGCCACGUCCUGAUACUGAGCACGAGAAAAGAGGGUGCACGAGAGGCCUGGCUGCUGCAUCAAAAUGUGGAUAUCGUUGAACGCAAACCAUGCAUUACUAAUAAUGUUCUAGAAGGUGGAACCAUUAUUCUGAAGUGCAAGGAUCUUAGGAUAAUUCAUCUCAGGAUCAACACUCCCCAGGAAUAUUUUAACAUAUCCAACUCGAUAGAACAGCUGUCAAAUUUGGAGGAAAUCAAAAAGCUUUACCCGUUCUUUUACAUUCCGAUGUAUAAUGUCAUCCAAGAUGGCCAUACCGAGUACACAAUGGAGACCGAAUUCGCCAAAUUACUUGCCACUGAGGAAUGGCGUUUAACAACGGUAAACCAUGACUACAAAGUAUGCCCAACGUAUGGUUCCAGAUUGAUGGUGUUGAAGUCGAUAACCGACGAGCAAAUAAUCCAAUCAGCUGCCUUUCGCGAUGGAGGACGAUUUCCGGUGCUCGCCUACAAACACACCAAUGGAGCGGUGCUGUUCCGUUGUGCCCAACCGUUGGCUGGUCCUGGUGUGAAACGAUGCCGGGCGGAUGAAGCGAUUCUGAAUGCAGUGGUGGAACCGGGUGGUAAGAAGGGAUGCAUUUUUGACACCUGGGGAAAACAUAAAAACACAAACACCGAGUUCGAACCACAUUAUUCGCAAUGGCGUGUGUUGAGCCGACCCAUUGGGCCACUUUCCUCCGUUUCUGCACUAUUAGAUAGCUUUGUUAAAUUAAUGGACGCCUGCAAUGAUGUGAGCUCCGGGUCGGACCGAUGGCUCUCGCGUCUAGAGAAUUCCGGUUGGCUAACGUAUGUGCUCAACGCGAUUAAUGUUUCGUGCAUUGUGGCGCAAUGUUUGGCCCUGGAAGGAGUUCCCGUGCUGGUGCACGGAGGCAAAGGACUGGACACACCAGCAAUCGUUACCUCUGUGGCGCAAAUAAUUCUCAAUCCUGACUGCCGCACUAUCAAAGGAUUGCAAGCCUUAAUCGAACGGGAGUGGUUGUGGGCGGGUUACCCGUUUUCAACACGGCACAAACACUCCUGCUACACGCCAUCCGCUCAGCGGCAUAAAACUUCAAGUGCUACGUUUGUGCUCUUCCUGGACUGUGUCUUCCAGCUGUACAACCAGUUUCCGUGCAGCUUCGAGUUCGACUCGCGGUAUCUGAUAAGUCUGUUCGAGCACAGCUACAGCAGUCAGUACGGGACGUUUCUGUGCGAUUCGGAACGGGAACGGGUGGAGUUGAAGGUGCGCGAGCGUACCAUUAGUUUGUGGAGCCAUAUCAACCGACCGCAGGUGAUCGACACAUUGCUCAAUCCGAUGUACAUCCCGAACGUGGCGGUGAUUUGGCCUUCGGUGGCUCCACUUAGUAUCAUUCUCUGGUCGGACCUAUACACCCGCUGGGUGAUCGAUCACAGCCAAUCGGAGGCCACCCGCAGCCGGAUGCAGUCGAUUGUGACCGAGGAGAAGGAGCUCGAGAAGAAAGCAAGAAAACUGCGGCGAGAACUGGUGGAGCUGCAGGAGGAGUACCAUCGAAUGAUAGCGGAAGACUCUCUACUGACCUGCGAGGAGGAAUUCGGUGACAGUAAACGCAUUUAACUGAUGACGUAUGAUGACUUAUGAAACCAGACUCACUACUGACAUCGAUACUAGACUGACAUUUUCUAUCUACUGAUGAUCGCUGUGGUUUCUAUUAAGUUAGUUGCUAUAGGCAAUUACGCCCGGAAAAUCCAUGUUACGACGAAAAAUCACUCCUUAAAAAACAAAAACUACUACAAUUUCUAUUAAAUAUGUUACCAUAAGCAGAACAAAAUCACUACAAUUUCUAUUAAAUAUGUUGCCAUAGGCAUUUGCGACGGAAAAAUACAUGUUACGACGGAAGACCACUCAUAAAAUGGUGACUCGUGAAGAGAACAAAAUUACUACAAUUUCUAAAUAUGUUGCCAUUGGCAAGUUAGGUUUUUAAUCUUUACUUCGGAUUUUUUUAAAAGUUAAAACUAAAUUCACUCUUGACCAUCCAAACUAGAACUGAACUAUUUUAUUUUCACACGUUUAUAAAGGUGUUGCUAAUCUAAAUAAAACUAUUGAUUAAGCACUUUGGAA